This is a messenger RNA of Plasmopara halstedii, 375 nucleotides long. RefSeq lists its product as uncharacterized. The transcript is spliced from 2 exons. Lineage: Eukaryota; Oomycota; Peronosporomycetes; Peronosporales; Peronosporaceae. The record is from RefSeq and is a predicted model, not a curated record. Bases 1 to 375 code for a protein of 124 amino acids.
AUGGAGAUGGAUGAACUCAAGCAGAAGAGAUGGACUAACGGCAGUGAGGCUGAUCACCCAGGAGACUGGCAUGUGACGGGAGGCGGCUUCGAUCACCAUAACUGUGUUAGUGUGGCUAAGCCAUCACGAAUUCAGUUAGUCAUCAACCCUGUGGACCGUGGUGCACUUGCAGCUAACCCAGCUAUGUCAACCAGCGCUCUCGUCGCACAGCUUCGACACCGAAAGAAGGUAACAGCGUCACAGCACGUGAUGUAUCGCGCCAAGGACUGUAUGAUGGCAGAGCUUCACGAUGGAGACCCGCUGAACAUUCGCCUCUUGCCCAGUCUGUUGGCAGAAUUUCAGCGUCUGAAUACUGGAGUGUUGACGGAGGUUUAG